AUGGACAUCGCCGGGUGCUGCUACUACGCCGCCGUCCACGACUGGUUCCGCCCGCCGAUCAGGGAAGAGGAUCAGGUGCCCGCUUACCUGCCGAUCCCGGCGAUGGCUGCCGUCGACGUCGACCACUACCUCUACCACCAGCAGCUUCAGGUUGAGUUUGGUGGUUCGUCGUCGUCGCUGGCGUUGCCUGCGCCUGCGACGGCCGGUGGCCGCCACGACGAAGAGCUGCUGCCGAUGGUGCCCUUCAGCGACAUCGACCUCGACGCGUUCGACGACGUCCUGCGCGACGCGGACGAGCUCCAUGGCAGUCCCCCGGCCCAGCCGCAGAGCCUCCACGCGGCGGUCGCGCCGGCGGCUGGCGGUGAUCAUGGCGACCACUUCGGGACUCGGAGCGACGCGUCCCUUGACAUGGAGCUCGACGCGACGAAGCAACGAGCUGGCCCCGCUCUCGUCGGCGGUGACCAGUCGCUGUCCGUGGUCGUGGUCGAGGGCUACGAGAUGGGCGUGAGAUACGCCGCCGAGCACAAGCUGGAAACGACACCACCCAAGAAGGAGACCCCUCUUCCUCUAUCGCCGCCGCCGCGCGUCGUAAGCCGACGCAACGGAGCGGCGCCGGCGGUCGGGAAGACUCGGCUGGACCACAUCGGGUUCGAGGACCUCAGGAGGUUCUUCUACAUGCCCAUCACCAGGGCGGCGAGGGAGAUGAACGUGGGGCUGACCGUGCUCAAGAAGCGCUGCCGCGAGCUCGGCGUCGCGCGGUGGCCGCACCGGAAGAUGAAGAGCCUCAGGUCCCUCAUCCUCAACGUGCAGGAGAUGGGGAGCAAGGGCAUGUCCAUCGACGCCAUGCGGCGGGAGCUGGCGGCGCUGGAGACCUGCUGCGCGAUGAUGGAGGAGAACCCGGCGGUGGAGCUGACGGAGCGGACCAAGAAGCUAAGGCAGGCGUGCUUCAAGGAGAACUACAAGAGGAGGAGGGAGGCCGCCGUCGACGUGCUCCACCACUGCUUCAGCUUCGCCGCCGGCCACCGUAACGGAGAAGAUGAUUUCUUCGGCUACUGA
Messenger RNA from Oryza brachyantha (malo sina), 1056 nucleotides. RefSeq lists its product as uncharacterized. The record is from RefSeq and is a predicted model, not a curated record. Bases 1 to 1056 code for a protein of 351 amino acids. The transcript has 2 exons. NCBI's taxonomy places the organism in Eukaryota, Viridiplantae, Streptophyta, Magnoliopsida, Poales, Poaceae. Gene Ontology annotation, molecular function: DNA-binding transcription factor activity.